Messenger RNA from Colletotrichum navitas, 1092 nucleotides. RefSeq lists its product as uncharacterized. Lineage: Eukaryota; Fungi; Ascomycota; Sordariomycetes; Glomerellales; Glomerellaceae. The transcript has a single exon. The coding region runs from base 86 to 928 and encodes 280 amino acids. The record is from RefSeq and is a predicted model, not a curated record.
CAGCAGCCAACGCCCUUAAGUCUUCAAUAACUAUCACCUCGCCUAUCUAUAUCACUCACUUGUCCUCUACCACAACCGAUUUGCAAUGGUUCUCCAAGUCAACUGGCUGGUUCUGGCCGUCCUCUCCUGGACAUCACUCUCUCAAGCUCGCCCUGACAACCUGAGAGGCCGCGCGCCUCCCGUCUCAAACACAUGCGCCUGCUUACCUGUACCGGACGGCACACCAAGCGUUUCCACCAAGACCGAAAUCAUCCAUGAGACUGUCUAUCAGAGUGCCUUCGUGACUAGGCAGGUCAUCACUGCAACUGUUACGAUGACUCAGGCACCAGUGGUCGUGACUGAGACAGUCCGCGCUACGGAGUCUUAUGGCGAACAGGUGACUGUUACUUGCACUGAGGUCAUCAGCGAAGGUCCCGAUGGCUCCGUGACCACCUUGACCAAGCCUCCUGGAGGUGACUGGUCCUCGGAAACGAAGACGAGUACCUCUCUCGGCGGCUCCGAGACCAAGUCGCCUCACCACAGCGACGAUAGCGAGGCUACCCAGGCAAAUAGCGGAUCCGCCACAGGCACUCGUACUGAUUCCGGUGCCGACAAGCCUACCCACUCUUCCGGCGGAGACAACGGCGACCACGGUACCGAAUCCAAGCCGACUUCAGCGCACCACUGCAAGCACUGGGACGGGACCAAGUGUGUCAAGCCGACUGUUGCCCCUGAUCCCACCGCCGUUACUUCUACCGCGGUGGUAACGACCACGGUUAAGGGCACGACAAUCGAAAGCGCCCUACCCACCUAUGUAGAUUGCUCCGUCUCGGUGGCUCUUGUCACCGUCUACAAUACUGUUACAGCGACCGUCUACCAAAGCGGUGCCUUGCCCGCGACAAGUCCGGUUCAUUUACCUCGCGCGCCGACGGCGGCCGCGGCACGAUAAUACGUUCGUUCCAGUGGAGUUUCGAACAUGUGUGACAUAUGGACGGGAAUCUCAGCGGGAGCACAUAUUUCUCCCCUAAUAUGGAGGGUCAUGGUGAAAAGUAAUGUUUACUAGAGUUAGAGACGUUUUCCAAUAAUUAACAACCAUUCGUCGAGAAGCUGUGG